GACCCUACCAGACAUUACGGUAGCCUGCAAUUGCACGAAGUCUCUACUGCCACUCAGCGGCUGAAGUGAACCCGCGCCUGAGUAACUGUGAGGAGAUCAAAGGUAUUGGACACCUGCGUCCAGUACUCCGUAGUAAUGUCUAAGUGGCUGAAUGAUGGUGAAGUCCUGGUGGGUCAAGGCAGCGGGGAGGCAGUGCCAGCCAGUCCACGACUGCGCAGCCUACCAGCUGGGAGCCCCAGGCCGAGUCGGGGACGCAGUCCGCUGGUUUCGCCGCGCACCAGGGAAGCGGUGCCGUUAAGCCCACAGGCAGAGACGAUGGGCAAGGCCAGAGAGCUGUUUCUCCUGUGCGAUAAAGAGGGGAAAGGGUUCAUCACAAAACGGGAUAUGCAGAGGCUGGAGGGAGAGUUGCCACUGUCCCCUGAACAGCUGGAGACAGUGUUUGAAAGUCUGGACCGAAAGAGUAAUGGAUUCCUCACUCCUAUUGAAUUUAACACAGGGCUUGGCGAGUUGGUUGGGCUGGAAGAGACGACUGAGCUAAGUCAAGAGGAUACAGAAGAGGAUGUGGAUGGGGUGGACUGGUCCCAGGACCCCACUGCAGCCAGAUUCGAAAGCAUACUAAUGGAGCUCGGUGCCGACAAACUUUUCAAAGAUCAACAGGAUCUACGUUCCCUGUGGUGUGAGCUCCAGAGAGACAGGCCGGAGCUGCUGACUGUCCUGGAGGGGGUCCUGGUCCACGCCGUGUCCCAUUUACAGGACACCAUCAGAGAAAGAGACAGCCUAGAACAAGUUCUACGCAGACGGGAGACUGAACAUGAUGAGAUUGUUCGGUCCAUAUAUGAAGAAAUGGAAAACCAAAUCAGAGAGGAGAAGGAGAAACGCUUGGCGGAGGACAGUAUUAAACUGAAGCAGAGAGGGGUACAGCUAGAAGAGGAGCUGAGGAUGCGUGAGCAAGAACUGGAGAACAUGAUGAGCAAACACAAAGAGCUCGAGACCAGAAUCCGGCAGCUAGGCCUCGAGCAAGCAAACAUUAAGGAGCAGAACCUGCAGCUGAGGAGCCUCAACAUGCAGCUACAGGAGCAGGUGGAGAGCAGCAGAGAGCAGCUGGAGGACGCUCUGAGUCAACUCAACUCAAUACAGCACAGCGCUGCCGAGGAGCAAGUGGCCAGACAGAGAAACGUGAUGAAAGUAUCAAGAAACAUGAAGAAAGAGAAGGACAGUCUCUUGAGACAGCUGGAGAUACUGAGGGAUAUGAACAAAAUGCUGCGAGACGAGAAGGACGCCCAGCAGUCUCAGAAGAGGACUCCAAAUGCCUCAGUACCCUUGCAGAAGAAAGGGUCAGUCAUAGGUAACUACUUACUGCCAGACAAGCCCGUGAAAAGACAGCUGAGCUCUUCCGAUGAGUUGGAGCAGGACAAAAUGAGAGGGGUGACAAAUUCCUCCAAGAGGCACCAACGGUCAUGUAGAGACAGGUGUGAGGUUGUUGAACAGACCCAAACUCAGAGCAACACUGUCAAUCCCCAGCGAGUGUUCAAGGUGGUAUUUCUGGGUAACUCAGGGGUGGGUAAGACCUCCUUCAUCAGGCACUACUGCACAGGACACUUCUACAGUCAAAUGAGCACCACUGUUGGUAUAGAUUUUCAGAUGAAGACUUUAACUGUGGACUCCACCACCAUCACCCUGCAGCUCUGGGACACCGCAGGGCAGGAGAGGUACCGUAGCAUCACCGAACAAUACUACAGAAAGGCUGACGGCGUCCUUGCCAUGUAUGACAUAACUAACUCGGCCUCCUUCACCGCGGUGAGAGGCUGGAUAGACUCGGUUAAGGAGAAAAUGUGUGAAGGUGCCGUAAUGAUGCUGCUGGGGAACAAACUGGACGCGGCAGACGGUCACAGCAGAAAAGUGACAUCAAGAGAGGGGCAGAGGCUGGCAGAGCAGCACCAGGCUUUGUUUUAUGAGUGCAGUGCCAAGACUGGACGUAACAUGGACGAGCUCAUGACUCACCUGGCUGGGAUUUUGGUUACACUACACGAUCAACAAUGUCAAGGUGCACUUUCACUGACCGAGGACAAAGCUAGAAGAAGUUGCUGUACAUGAACAGCGGACGACUGAAAAGACUUGUUACUAAAAAACUUCCAGGCGUCCCGGUUCAGUGGAGCAAUGCUGUAUCCACGGCAACGCCGGCUCAUCGAGGUCCUGGGGUCACUCGUAUUAACUUGACAGCGUCGCCUUUCUGUGAAUACGUUUACUGAAUAAGUCGUUAUGUAACUUUUAGAAAACAUAAAGUGAAAUAUAUUUUUAAUGACUC
Messenger RNA from Mugil cephalus (flathead mullet), 2305 nucleotides. RefSeq names its product calcium release activated channel regulator 2B (gene cracr2b). The transcript has 18 exons. Lineage: Eukaryota; Metazoa; Chordata; Actinopteri; Mugiliformes; Mugilidae. The record is from RefSeq and is a predicted model, not a curated record. Gene Ontology annotation, biological process: Golgi vesicle fusion to target membrane; cellular response to insulin stimulus; regulation of exocytosis. Gene Ontology annotation, cellular component: endosome; plasma membrane; trans-Golgi network transport vesicle. Bases 136 to 2094 code for a protein of 652 amino acids. Gene Ontology annotation, molecular function: GTPase activity; GTP binding; calcium ion binding.